Messenger RNA from Symbiodinium sp. CCMP2592, 4758 nucleotides. Lineage: Eukaryota; Dinophyceae; Suessiales; Symbiodiniaceae. The record is from the annotation of a GenBank genome assembly.
AUGACUGAAGCGCCGGUGCAGGAGGGAGGCGGCUAUGCCGCGGCUGGCAGCAGCGACCCGCCAGAGGGAGUCCCAGCUGCACCUGCAGCUGCACUUGCAGCCGCGCCUGCAGCCGCGCCUGCAGCCGUGCCUGCGCAGGAUCCAGCCCAUUCAGAAAUAGAGCGCGAGGAUACACCCGACGGACUCGAAUUGUCCGCGCAGGCCGGGGAAGCCCAUGGUGAAGGCCUCUUCGGCCGACUCAGGGAGAAAGUGGCGCCCACAGUGCAGCGGGUGGCCGAGCUCGAGUCUGUGCAGAAGGGGGUCGAGAGGAUAAAGGAAGUCUCGCAGAAGGUGGCAGAGAAUGAAAAGGUCCAGCAGAGCGUCGAAUGGGCCAAAAGGAGAGCCUCGGAGAUCGCAGAAAACGAGCGCGUACAGAAGGGCCUCGAAGUUGCCAAGGACACAGGGAAGGUGGUCAUGGAGAAGACCCAGCAAGGUUUGGAAGCUGUCAAGGAGAGGACUCGCGAAUGGCGUGCAGGUGCUGGCACGGUGUGGGAGAAGGGGUAUGGCAACAUCCAGAGAAUUCGGACCGAGGGCGUCAGUGCUGUGGCGUGGAGAGGAUCUGCCAGGGACACCCUCGAUAUAGCGGCUCGCGAGGAGCAAUGGAAAGACAUCAAAGUUCAAGGUGCAGAGGAACUGUCUGUGCCGGCCCGGACGGAGCACACCUGUGCGUAUCAUGUCACCAAAGGCUCGACCCUGCGAUGGACCUUCCGUGUGAAGGAACACGACAUUGGCUUUGCUGUCAGAAUGCGAAUCCAAGUUUGGGGAGGCGCACAAGAAGAGGAGGUCUUGGCCAUGGAAAGAUACGACAACAAGGAUACAAUCUCUGGCAGCUGGGUUGCCGAUGAGGACAGGACGAUGAUCCUGGCCUUCGACAACAAGUACAGUAAGCUGCGCGCGAAAACUGUGGCCUACAUUGUUGGCACAGAGAAGCCGCCAGUCUUCGUGCCACCGGCAGAGGCCCCAUCUCAAGCAGGGGGCUUGCAUCGGUUCGAAGACAUCCGGCUGGACAUUGUGCACUUCGACAAGCUGACGAGCUUCUGGUGGAAUCUGGAUUGGGAGAUCAGAUUGCUUGGUGGUCACCAAAAGCCUGUAGAGUUCAACUGGACGUUCCAUGAGCGCGACCAUGAUGGGGCCCACUACCGCAAGGUUGCAUCGGAGCUCCGCGAGUUGCGCCUCCAAGCCGUGCUCAAGGUGUCGGGCCUGGCCACGCACGAAAAUCGCCUUCGCAGUCCAGACCAGUGGUGGCCGCAGCUGUGGUCGAAGUACAGUGAGCUCCAGAAGGCCGAGGUUUUGGGCGGCCUCCUGUGGCAGCUCGCUCCUUCCCAUCGCUGUUCGCGGCAAAGCCUCUACGAAUUGGAAGAGCUGGCAAAACGCCUGCCUAGAAAUGUUCUGCACAUCUUCGAGUUCCGGCAUAGCUCCUGGUACGGUGCCCACCGGGACGAAGUGGUAAAUCUGUUGCGGAGGUGGGGCCUAUGCUUGGCCUGGAUCCACAUCCAAAACUCGGAUGGUUGGUGUGGCGAUCUCGAAGAUGGCUGGCCAAGCCUGGCUCGCACUUGCAACUCUGCAUAUUUGCGGCUUUUUGGCACCAAACAGAAAGCCAUCGGACGAUAUGGCGAGGAGAUGAUCCGGGAGACCAUCCUGCCCAUGGUGCAGGGCCCUGGUGCACCUACUGAUUCUUUUGUGGUUUUUGCACAAGCUGACGUGCCGGAUCAUGCAAAAGCAGAUGCGGCCUUCAUGGUAGAGCUCCUGGGCCGAACAGACUCACAGCCGGGCAGAAGCGCACGAUGGGAGCGGGACGUUCUCGUGGCAACUCUGGGACUCGGUGUUGGCAUGCAAGUCACUGGCGUGGUUCAGCGCAUCACGCACCGUACGGUCUUUGUAGACAUUGGCCGCUCCUGCCGAGCCUUUCUUGAUGCCAACCAUGCACGUCGCGCAGGCUUACUCGAAAGCUUGCGCAUCGGCACACAUGUAGAGGGCCUCGAAGUCCAGCAUUUGGACUUUCAAGGGGAGUGGGGCAUCGUCGGCCUCUCAUGUCACAAAGCCUUCGUCAGCUUGGGGGCUGCAGAAGAGGAAGCCCGUUCAUCGGCCCCCGCUGAAGUGGAGAUCGAGGAUCCCAACCAAGCAGCCAAACGGAGCCGAUGGUUGCGGCAAGGCACCGGUGAAUCUUCGGAUGCGUUCUGCAGUGAAGCCGGCGCGAGUGCGAGUCCUGCCGCCGUCGCAGUAGCAGCCCUGGCAGAGGAGACUGAGAAUGCACCACGUCUGCGCCAACGUUGGGCGCAUCGGACUUUCGAAGGACUGGCUGAAAUUGGCAAGACCUCCGGAAGUCGUCACGUGGUGCAGACACCCGUGGAGGAGCUUGAAGAGCAGGCUCGCGUGAAACGGAUGGCAGCCAGGGCAAAGCGGGACGAGCGCACAAGCCGCUGGGCACGAGCCCUCGUCGAGAAGGCGAUCGACCAACAGCAGAUCGCAGAGGCCAAGAAGAAGAUCGAGUCUAAGGUGGCCUCUCAGAAAACCUCUGCGAAGCGCAGCCGGAGCGAAGGCCCUGCGCCACGCACGCGGCGAGAGGUGGCACUGGCUGAGCGCAGCCGUGCCGAGACAAAGAAAGCACAGGAAGAAACCAUGAGUCGGGCUGAGCGCCGCAAGGGUGCAGGCAAGGAGUCAGAUGAGGUCCCCGGCGACUGGACACCCAAUCUCUGGUCAUCGGGGCAGGUGCUGCCUGGCGAACCUGGGAAUGGCCCGAUGGCGGUCAGCACCGAUGAGUUCUUGCUGAUGCAACUGGAGCAGCGCGAGGGAGAAGAGACGCAAUGCGACGAGAAGAACUUCGAGACGUUUGGUGAAGUUUCGUACCAACAAGGUGAUUGGAAUGCUGAACAGAUGUUCUUGAGCGAGCGUGUGGUCACAAAGAGGAGGGUCUGGAGGGCUGGCGCGUUGCCCUCACCGCUCGAGCCCGGAGCCAUCAAAGCAGGGCGAAACAAGAUGGGCCCCGCGGCCUCCACAUCUCCACUGAGCCACACCCUCGCAAGCUUCCCACAUCCAGCCGAUGACGAGGCUGACGCUGAGAAUGCAGAGCAGGCGGAGAGCGUGGCCGAGGAGGCCGUUAUGCUUGCCAAUGUCCCUGACGAGGACUCGCGAGAAGUGGCGGCCGAGGAGCCUGCUGAGGACGAGGAGGAGGACUGGCAGGUUCUGCCGUCAACACAAGAGGAGUUGGAGGAGGCUUGGGAGGACGAACUGGAGCAAGAGGCGUGCCUGCACGUGGCUGACCACCCUGCUUUGCCAUCCGUGAAUACAAAGGCACCUUCGACCGGCUUCCAAGCCUGGGUGCCGCGACUACGUGUCAACUCCAGCUCCUCGUGGGCCGAUGCCACGGACGAACUUCAGGAUUCCGAUGUGGCGGAGGCGCUGCAGGACAGCAGAUAUGCCUGCACGGGCAACGACGAUAUUCUGGAAGAGGCAGGCCAGGCUGUCGAGACCGUGCAGGAGGCCAUUGGAGAAGAAGAUCAGCCCUGCGUGGAGCCUCACCUGCUCGAUGACGAAGAAAAGGCUGUGGAAGAGGCCCCUCUCGGCCUUGCGGAUCGGCGCGGAACUUCGGAUUCGUCAGAGUCUCCUUCGGCAGACGAAGCACCACAGCAGGACAGGACACGGUCUGCAUCCGCGUCCGCACCGCAAAAGUCGCAUUCAGAGCACGGCCCCACCAAAGGCGUCACUGACAAGGAUGGGCUGCUCCGCCGAGGCUGGAGAGGUCGAAGCAAGCAGGAGAUUCUCAGCGCAAGCCUCGAGGAUAGCCGACCGGAAGCAGCAGACGAUAGCAGUGAGGACGAGACGAUCCUUGCCACCCAGCUGCUGGCAGAAGCCGAGGCUUUCGACACUAAUCCAGAUCGUGCUCGCCAUACCGCUCGCUGCACGCUGUGCGGCAUGGCCUACUCUCUGAAUGUGGAUGUUAGCGAACUCGGUGACGACUUCAGCUGCGCAGAUCUUGGAAGACGCUGUGGCCAGGAGGACGAGGAUGAGGACGAGAACAACUUGGAUGAGGUGGAGGAGGACAUUGGUGGCGAGGAGGAAGCCGAGGAAGAGACAGAGGAGGAAGUCUUCGUUGCAGUUUGCGAAGCAUGCGGUGCUACGCACAUCACCAAAAUCGACUUCAUCGGCUUGGGCCUAGACUUCAACUGCAGCAUGAUGGGCGUUCCGUGCGAAGGCGAAGAGACGUCCACCCCCAAAGCUUCUGCAAGCUCGAGUUCCGGGCCGGUUCUGCCCCCACGAUCACAACUUCAUCAGCUCUCCGAGGAAGAGAAGAGGGACUUGUUUGCCAGGUAUGCGGUGCAGAGGCAGGAGGAAAAGAUGUCCAAGAAGACGAAGAACCUCUUUGCGGGGGUGCGUCAGCUUGCGGAUCGCAAAGGCCAACAGGAGAGGUUCCGGGACGACAAAGUGGUGACUCGCAAGGGGGAACGUUUCAUCAAGGUCGACAUUUCGCUGGAUCCCGGCCCGGGCUGCGACAUCGGAGGUAUCCUUGGCUGGCGAUCCAAGCAAGGACGACGUGGUCUAGGCAUCAGGAAGAUGACAAAAGAAGAGGCGGACAGAGUCUGCCUCAGCAACAAGAACAGAACUCACACGAAGAAGGCUUCUGGCGUUGGCGGGAAGAACAUCGUGUUUGAGAACAAGUGGUCAAAGCACACUGCUGGUACAAUGCAGGGCACAGCAGGCGGAACACUGGGGAAGCGGUAG